AUGUCAAACUUCCGUCUUCAAGACAGAGAUGUAUAUAAAAAUAACACGAUUAAUUUCCUCAGAUGUAUUAAUUUUUUCAACAUGGAGUCUUUCCUCCCACAAAUAUGUGAGGGAUUGCAGCACAUGUCAGAGUGCGUGUUUGUGGUACUGUGUCAGAUAGUGGGGACCUCACAACAAGUGACCAUGAGGAGGGAGAUGAUUGACAUCGCGGAGAUGAUCGAUAGACGAAUCACACAUCACGGUACGAUCACGAUGAUGGUGAGUGGAAGCCAAAGAGAAGGAUUUAGACUGAAGGGAUCAGAUAUUGACAUUAUGUUUUGGCCAAACAACCAAUGCGUGAUCAUGGACGCGUCUCAGUCUGAGUAUUACAACACAGCCAAUACAGCCUUGAUUCUCUCUGAGAGUUCUGAGAGUCCACCAGGAUUCACUUUACUACGGUUUCCUACACCAUUCGCUGACCCAGUCGUCAUUUCAGCAUGUGUCAGAAUGAAUAAUAGACUAUAUACAUCUAGUUCUCUUUACAGAGAAUUAACUUGUUCCUCAGUAGUUCCUAAUUCUACACUACAUGGACCCUGCAGUAGUGGUAUCCUAGAUGGAAAGGAAUACGACUUUGCUUACUGUUUUGUUAGUGACUUUUGGCCUCCCUCUGUUUCCCUAUCGACAGACAGAUGUCACUCAUGGCCUAAUCCUCAAGUUGUUGAUGACAUUGUCAGAAAUGGAUGUCACUUUGUAGCAAUAGGACACCCAUUAGGACCUCAUGAAAAUGAAGAAUGGAGAAUUUCUUUUUCUCGUGCAGAAUAUAAACUUGUGUCGUCAAUGAACCACUGUCAGUUUUUGACAUAUGGGUUGUUAAAACUUUUCUUAAAAGAAGUUCUAAACCAACAAUCAGAUGAAACCAGUAAACUGCUGUGCUCCUAUCACAUGAAGACAACAGUUUUCUGGACAAUUCAACAAAACACAUUACCUCACUGGAGUCCACAAAAUCUCCUGGGUGGUUUCUGGCUCUGCUUUAAACUCCUCCUUAAAUGGGUGUAUGAGGGGAUCUGUCCAAACUUUUUCAUCCCACAAAACAACCUGUUUCUGACAAAGGUCCAUGGCUCAGCACAAAACAGAUUGUUCUUACAGUUAAAUGAAUUCUACAAGAAAGGUCUGGCCUGUCUGUUACAGAGUUCCUCUAUCAGGUCCUACAUCAUUGAUAUCCUGUACAACCCUACACUUUCAAUUUGUAUGAUGAUGUCUGAAGUUGAUUAUGAUGUAGAAGUGGCCGAUGAAUCCACACAAUGUUAUUAUACAAUUGCACAGCCAUGCCAUAUUACCAAAUACAUACACAUGAUAGAACAGUUUGUAGAGUCACCAAUGACACAAUAUCAAGUUGUGGUCUUACAGAAAUUUACAUCCUAUGUCCUUCACCUAACCUCUUUUCUCUUACAAAAUAUGUACACAUUCGCAGGUGUCAAUAAACAGCUGUAUAUUGCAGUCAAAAUUUCCUGUCACAUGCUGAAAUUAGCAGCCAAGGUCGGGUGUAUUUCUGAUAUGUUGUACAUUGCCAUGUAUUAUUACAAGACACUCAGAUACAGCGAAGCUUUAUCUGUUUUAGAGAUGACAAAGGUCAAGUUAGCUCAGCCUUAUCUGAUGUAUAGGGGAUCCGUAGACAGAGAGAGGUAUAAUGAGUCUGUAGGAGGACAGUCCUGGUCUACAAAGCGCAGACAGGCUGUAGCACAGGAUAUCAUCCUUAGUCCCAAAAUCUGUUAUAUCAGUGAACUAUUACCAGAACAACAGUCUGCUCUACAGAACAGAUCGAUUAGAUUAAUGAUCCCAGUGUUUGUAAUGUUACAUUUCCUAAAGUUUUUGUGUUACAGACACAUUGAUACGACAUCAUCACAAGCAGCUUUAAAUGAAUUACAGGUCCUAAUCCACCAUGAUCAGGGGAUGUAUGUAAAUAAUCUAUUCAGAGACAUCUCCUGGGAAAUCCUGGGGAUCUGUCAACAGAUGACAGGGAACCUUCAGGCUGCUCUUUACUCGUAUCAACAAUCACUCGCACAGUAUCCAUUCCACAGGAUACAAACUGCUACACAGAGGAGAAUACAUGAUGUGGUCCAGUCAACACUACACCAGUAAAUAUUUACAUUUUCCCGUGUCGUUGUCUGUGAUAACACUACGAAUCGAUUUUGUAACGUAUAGCCCAAUACAGUUCAUCAAUCACGCAGUUCGGGUGCAAGAAGGGGUUUGGAUAAUUUUACAAACUAAGAUAAAGUGAAAAUGUGAAUUACUUAAUAUUUGAUUGAAAAUUAGUUUAUAUAAUAUGAAUAUAGGUAGUAAGGAAUCAUUUAUGAGUAUUAUAAUGUGAUCAAAUAACGUUCGGGCAUGAUCGAAUCUAUCAUAAAGCCCCUUUAGGCUUUCUUUGAAUUUGAUCACUCCGGCCUUAUUUGAUCAUCUUAAAAUACUCAAUGAUUCCUUAUUUCUAAAAUUAGACAGUAAUUUGGAUGAAAGAUCUGUUAUAGAGUCAAAAAUCUAUCUACAAAACCAAUAUCUUUAUGUAGAUUUAUGCGUAGAUUUCCAUGCAGUUAA
Messenger RNA from Magallana angulata, 2568 nucleotides. RefSeq lists its product as uncharacterized. The transcript has 2 exons. The record is from RefSeq and is a predicted model, not a curated record. The coding region runs from base 1 to 2118 and encodes 705 amino acids. Lineage: Eukaryota; Metazoa; Mollusca; Bivalvia; Ostreida; Ostreidae.